Molecule: messenger RNA, 9249 nt
Organism: Loxodonta africana (African savanna elephant)
Lineage: Eukaryota; Metazoa; Chordata; Mammalia; Proboscidea; Elephantidae
Gene: ARAP2
Product: ArfGAP with RhoGAP domain, ankyrin repeat and PH domain 2
Exons: 33
Coding region: 2820-7934 (1704 amino acids)
Biological process (GO): signal transduction; positive regulation of GTPase activity
Cellular component (GO): cytoplasm
Molecular function (GO): phosphatidylinositol-3,4,5-trisphosphate binding; GTPase activator activity; protein binding
Source: RefSeq, a predicted model, not a curated record
CAUUUCGGCUGACGCCAUUUCGGCUGACGCCAUUUCGGCUGACGCCAUUUCGGCUGACGCCAUUUCGGCUGACGCCAUUUCGGCUGACGCCAUUUCGGCUGACGCCAUUUCGGCUGACUUAAGGUUUCAUAGGAAUGCUCUACUUUUGGAUAGCAGGGGAAACCUGUAUUAGUGCAUGGAAAGUAUGAAGCUUGGGAUUCUGGGUUAUAGUCUUAAUGGUAUCCAAGAAGGUAUUUUGAUUCCUUUUGUUAUUUCUACUAUCCCUACCACCACCAACGUUGAGAAAGCUGGAUGAAAGACACUAUUAAAAAUGCUAAGUAUAAAUGAUGGUUAUUGCUUUAAUAAAUGGUUAUUUUUUCAUUUAUUUCUUGGCCUAUUUAAAGGGUCCAGUCUUCGUGUAUAUCAAACUAGAAGUUUUUAAAAGUGCUUUGUCAAAUGUUAAUUAGGUAGAGAACUUCUUAUUAAUGUUGGAAAUAUUUCUUAGCUUUGGUCAACUGUGUCUGGUGUGUGAUUAGAGGCUAUGAGAUGUCAUCUUACUCUUUUCUGAAAAGCCCUGGACUUUCAUAGUUUAUCAUUUUACUUAUUUUGUAUUGGCCAGAUUACAUAUGUAAUGGUAGUUAAGCCAUUUUGCUCACUUAUUUUCUUAGUUGAAAUAGUACUCAAGUCUCUUCACUUGGUCCUUUCUAGUUAGAAAUUUUACUCCAUGAAAUUUUGUUAGUUUCCACUCAGCAUAAGCUUAUUUCUUACCCAUGCUGUGGAGGAAACAAAGGAGUCCUGGUCUGGGUUGGAGCAGUUAAUUUGUUGAGCAGCUUCUGUGGGAAAACUCCUAGUGAGAGAUGAGGAGAAUUCUUUUUCUCUCUUAUGCCAUUUGUGUACAAAGGUUGGUGGAAAGACGCAGAAAUACUCAGAAAGGGGCUAAUAAGACCAUUGGUAUGUCCUCAUGGUUCUCACAAAAAUAGGAUGCAAAAAGGACUGUGUUGGUUACAAUACAUCGUUUUAGAAAGAGAAUAUUUAUUCUUGUUAGGACUGGAGAGAUGGUUAGGGAAGAGCAGAAGAAAAGUGUGCCCUGUGUGCUGAUUAUCCAGUGUUGUGUAUUUUUUGAGGGGGGCAGUGGUGAUGGUGAAAUGGGUUGCCAAGACACUUCACUAUAUCUUGAUUAAGUUCGGACUCCUUAGUGUGCUACUUAAGGUCCUCUGCAGCUGCCUCCAGCUUUCCUUUCUGGCAUCCCCUUCCGUUACUUGUUGAGCCCUAGGUCAGUCCCAGAUAUUCUCCUUUGCUUGCUGUUGCCUGAAAACAUCAUCUCUCUUUUUGCCAUAUUUAUGGCAUUCCUUUUACUUCAGAUGCUGCUGUCUCCACCUGCUACAUUUCUUGUAUACAACUUGAAACUCAGCUCCAUGAAACCUUCGCUGAUCACUCCAGUCCUAAAGUUCUGAAUUGCUCUCGUAUUUUGCUGCUCUGUUCGUGGAGUUGGUUUGAGAUUUUGAGAGAUUUUAAGCACUAAUGAGGGAUUCACUAUGUGAUUAAAAAUAAAAAUGAUACUGAAUUGUAAAUCACGUGAAAAGAAAGGCCACAAAAUUUUAUUUUUCUCAUUACUAUUUAAGUAUGCAUAUACAUGUUAUGUAUAUGUGUAUUCCUUUGCUGACAUUGACUGAGUUGUAAAAAGCUUAUACUUACAUGCAUGUCAUUUUCCUUUGCUUAUGGUCAUGUCUAAUCUACUCCUUUAGAUUUUGAACUUUGGAACAAAGAACUUGCAUGCUCACUUUCUUUGUAGCCCUUAUCACUCUUCUCAAAUGAGAAAAUUGUUGCCACUAUGAUGAGCUGCAAAUACAUCCCACCAUUAUCUAGGAGAGAAUAGUGUUCCUUCAGUAUUUGUUGUAUGAAUAAAUGUAAAUAAAUGAGUCAAUAAGUUAGGAGAGGUUUGCUGAGAUGUGCUCUUUUCAUAAGAAAAGAGACUUUGACAGUCACCGAACCAAUAGCAAUAAGCCCUCAAAUUCAGUUGGAAAAGAGGUCAGGGUGCUAUUUAUAAAUGCAAAGAAAGGAAACGUUCACAGUAGGCUAUUUUGAAAUGUCUGAUUGCUAGUCCAAAAAAUUGCCUCUUACAUCCAGGGAAAUGGUGGCAUAUGCAUUUCUACUAAAAUUCCAAAAUUGAAAUAAAAUACACAUACGGAGAAAAAAGUACCCAUUAUCAUAAAUGUACAUUUUAACAUACUUUUAUUGAAGUAUAGUAUUGUGCUCGUUUUUGACCUGGAUGGGUUAAACAUUAAAGUUUUGUCCAUUGUAGCCUGGAAUGCAACAGAAUCCUGAAGAAUAUAUGCCCAUGCUGAGGUCAAAAGUUCUAAGGGACCUGAUUUUCCUACAUUCCAGCUGUCAGGAUACAGAUGUGGCUCCACAGUACAGAGGGGUAAGAAUAGCUAGCACAGGGCAGCAGUGUUCAGGUGUUGGGGCACACAGGUUGGGGUCCUUCACAGGGAUGCAGGUUUUGGCUUACUCUUUCUUUUAGUUAUCCCUGCUUCUGCUUUAGUAGGUACGUGAGAAGAUGAAAGCCAUCAUCCCUGGUUACACAAGAAUUAUGGCACUACUUUAAAGGUCUCUUAAUUAGAAUUCAAAGCAUGUCUCAAACCUCAGCCAAUUAACUUAAAAUCUAGACGGACAGCUUGAAAGAGAAAAGACUUUCUGGAGGCUUACUGUGGAGAAAACAACAUGUGAGAAAAUUUUCUCUUGCAAAUGACAGCGCAAGAACCAAUACUUCGAAGUACAUUCUCUUGUGUGUCUCAUUGUACUGUUUUUUAAUAAUUCAGCUUAGUAAUGAAGCCACCAUUAUGACCUCAGUCAGUGAAAUAAAUGUUGAUAUCAAAGAUUUCCUAAUGAGCAUUAAUUUGGAGCAGUAUCUCUCCCAUUUCCGUGACUUUGGUCUUAAUACUGUAAAGGACUGUGCAGCAAUAAAUGACAGCCUGCUACACAAAAUUGGAAUAUCACCGACAGGACAUCGUAGGAGAAUACUUAAGCAAUUACAGAUCAUCUUAUCAAAAAUGCAAGAUACCCCGAUAUAUGCAAAUGUUCAUAAAACAAAGAAGAAUGACAAGACUUCAGAGAAUAGCCAUGCCCUGUCUUCUGAUUCCUGCAUAGAGCUUUCAGAUUCUGGCAGCGCUCACACUCCCAGCCCAGUGCACUUGGAGACAGUUACAAAGCAUCUCGAUCAAAAUGAUGUUAGUGUAGAAAGUAGCCAGUCUCUUAAAUCAGAUGAUAAGUUGUGUCUUCCUGUGCACAGCGUUCCCCUUCCAGGAAAAGAACCACACCUGGAUUUGGGUUCUUCUCAAGAUUCUUCUCUUGGUAGUGAAAAUUUUAAAACAGAAUCUCUGAUUACAAAGAAGACUGUGGAUUGUACCAUCAAAGAACAGCAAACGGAAAGAGCUGACUUGACAUCAGAGAAUCUUAGCAAGCUUCCUAAUUCGGAUCCUGAAUGCCGUUCUUCCCCUGGCUCUUCAAUAUCGGAAGCAAGUUCUGGAAAUGGGACUAAUGGUUUAUUAGCAAAGCCACCACCAUCUCCUUUCUUUCAGUUUCAAGGAGAAAUGGUUGUAAAUGAUCUGUAUGUUCCAUCAUCGCCAAACUUAGCACCUGUGCGAAGUCGUAGCAAGUUGGUUUCAAGACCAUCCCGAUCUUUCCUGCUAAGACAUCGGCCUGUACCAGAGAUUCCGGGGUCAACAAAAGGAAUUUCAGGAAGCUACCUCCGUGAGAGAAGAAAUGUAACUACCUCAGCUGGAAAAUUUGUGGCCCAGCAAAAUUCAAGCGAGGAGAAUUCAUCUUCUAUUUUUCCUUAUGGAGAGACCUUUCUCUUCCAGAGAUUAGAAAAUUCCAAGAAGAAAUCUAUAAAAAAUGAAUUUUGGACCCAUGAAGAAACACUUAAAAGGGAAACAACUACUGAAAGCAUAUAUGAUAACAGGACAGAGAAAACAAGUGAAGACAAAGUGGAAGAUAUUUGGAUACCUCGAGAAGACAAAAAUAAUGUUCUAAUAGACUCUGCUUCUGAAUCAGAAUACUCAACAGUAGAAGAAUGUUUUCACAGUUUAAGAAGAAAAAAUUCAAAGGCACCUAAAUCUAGGACUCAGAAAGUAUUGAAUUUGGACCCUCUUACUAGGCACAGUUAUCCAUGUAGCUCACCAAGUGGAAAUGCUGAUUCUUCAACUCUUCCCUCAUACGCGAUAUCUCCUUAUGCCUGUUUUUAUGGAUCACCUGCAAGGAGGAUUAAAUCUGGGUGGCUAGACAAACUCUCUCCUCAAGGAAAGCGCAUGUUUCAGAAGAGAUGGGUGAAAUUUGAUGGCCUGAGCAUUUCUUAUUACAAUAAUGAGAAGGAGAUGUAUUCAAAAGGAAUAAUUCCCCUUUCUGCUGUAUCUACAGUACGAGUUCAAGGAGACAACAAAUUUGAAGUUGUUACAACACAAAGAACUUUUGUUUUUAGAGCAGAAAAAGAAGAGGAGAGAAAUGACUGGAUCAGCAUACUGUUAAAUGCGCUGAAAUCACAACCCCUUACCUCACAGUCUCAAGCAGUUGUUGCGCCUGAGAAAUGUGGAUAUCUUGAAUUGAGAGGCUAUAAAGCCAAAAUCUUUACUGUGUUAAGUGGCAACAGCGUGUGGCUUUGCAAAAAUGAGCAGGAUUUUAAGAGUGGGCUUGGCAUUACCAUAAUUCCUAUGAAUGUAGCAAAUGUAAAGCAAGUGGAUCGAACUGUGAAACAAUCGUUUGAAAUAAUCACUCCCUAUAGGAGUUUUAGCUUUACAGCCGAGUCUGAGAAAGAGAAACAAGAGUGGAUUGAAGCUGUGCAGCAAUCGAUAGCAGAAACUCUCUCUGAUUAUGAAGUAGCUGAGAAGAUUUGGUUUAAUGAGUCCAACAGGAGCUGUGCAGAUUGUAAAGCCCCGGAUCCUGACUGGGCAUCCAUCAAUCUCUGUGUUGUCAUCUGUAAGAAGUGCGCAGGACAACACAGAUCUUUAGGUCCUAAAGAUUCCAAGGUUAGAAGCCUAAAAAUGGAUGCCAGUAUUUGGAGCAAUGAACUCAUUGAGCUUUUUAUUGUCAUUGGAAACAAAAGAGCAAAUGACUUUUGGGCUGGUAAUCUUCCCAAGGAUGAAGAAUUACACAUGGACUCUCCAGUAGAAAAGAGAAAAAGCUUUAUCACUCAGAAGUAUAGGGAAGGAAGAUUCAGAAAAACCCUUUUGGCGUCUCUCACAAAAGAAGAAUUAAAUAAGGCUCUGUGUGCUGCUGUAGUGAAACCAGAUGUCCUGGAAACGAUGGCUUUGCUGUUCAGUGGAGCAGAUGUUAUGUGUGCAACCGGAGACCCCGUGUACAGCACCCCCUAUCUGCUGGCCAAGAAGGCUGGGCAGAGUCUGCAAAUGGAAUUUCUCUACCAUAACAAAUUCUCAGAUUUCCCACAACAUGAUAUUCCUUCUGAAGGUGGAUUGAGUCAAGAGUUCUCCCAGUCCACCUUUCUCUGUGACUUUUUAUACCAAGCCCCUUCUGCUGCUUCUAAACUCUCUUCAGAGAAAAAACUGUUUGAAGAGACAAAUAAAAAGUGGUGUGUCUUGGAAGGAGGUUUUUUGAGUUACUACGAACACGAUAAGUCUACCACACCUAAUGGAACCAUUAAUAUCAAUGACGUUAUCUGCCUGGCUAUACACAAAGAGGACUUCUAUUUAAGUACUGGGCCCAUCUUUACCUUUGAGAUCUACUUACCCUCAGAACGUGUGUUUCUUUUUGGAGCUGAAACAUCUCAAGCACAAAGAAAAUGGACAGAGGCAAUAGCCAAGCAUUUUGUUCCCUUUGUCGCUGAAAACUUAACAGAAGCUGACUAUGAUUUGAUUGGUCAACUCUACUACAAAGACUGCCAUGCCCUAGAUCAAUGGAGAAAAGGCUGGUUUGCUAUGGACAAAUCUACUUUGCGCUUUUGCCUUCAAAUGCAAGAAGCUCAGGAAGAUAGAAUGCACUUAAGAAGACUGCAAGAACUAACAAUCAGCACAAUGCUUCAAAAUGGGGAAAAAUUGGAUGUACUGCUCUUAGUAGAAAAAGGGAGAACAUUAUACAUCCAUGGGCAUACCAAGUUGGAUUUCACAGUCUGGCAUACUGCAAUUGAAAAAGCAGCAGGUACAGAUGGUAAUGCAUUACAAGAUCAGCAGCUCAGCAAAAAUGACGUUCCCAUUAUCGUGAACAGCUGUAUAGCAUUUGUUACACAGUAUGGUUUAGGAUGCAAGUAUAUCUAUCAAAAGAAUGGGGAUCCUUUGUGCAUAAGUGAACUCCUGGAGAGUUUCAAAAAGGACGCAAGAAGCUUUAAACUGAGGGCUGGAAAACAUCAGCUUGAGGAUGUGACAGGCGUGUUGAAAAGUUUUCUCUCAGACAUUGAUGAUGCACUUCUUACCAAGGAGCUUUAUCCAUAUUGGGUCUCUGCCUUAGAUACACAAGAUGACAAGGAAAGAAUUAAAAAGUAUGGCACAUUUAUACGUAAUCUUCCAACGGUCAAUCGAGCCACUUUGGCAGCUAUAAUUGAACACCUUUACAGGGUACAGAAAUGCUCAGAAAUCAAUCACAUGAAUGCUCAUAAUUUGGCCAUGGCCUUUUCAUCCUGUUUGUUUCAAACUAAGGGACAAACUAGUGAAGAAGUGAAUGUAAUCGAGGACCUAAUUAAUAAUUAUGUUGAAAUAUUUGAGGUUAAAGAAGAACAAGUCAAACAAAUGGACAUAGAGAAUAGCUUUAUUACCAAGUGGAAAGACACUCAAGUUUCGCAGGCUGGAGAUUUGUUAAUUGAAGUGUAUGUUGAAAGGAAGGAACCUGAUUGUAGUAUUAUAAUUCGGAUAUCACCUAUAAUGGAAGCAGAAGAAUUGACUAAUGAUAUAUUAGCAAUAAAAAAUAUCAUUCCUAAAAAAGGUGAUGUCUGGGCCACUUUUGAAGUCAUUGAAAAUGAAGAGCUAGAGCGCCCUCUUCACUACACAGAAAAUGUGCUGGAGCAGGUGCUUCAAUGGAGUUCAUUAGCCGAACCUGGUUCUGCUUAUCUCGUGGUGAAGCAAUUCUUAACCAUUGACACAAUCAGGCACUACAGUGAGAGGAGUGCCCUGGAAAGUAUCAAAGAGGGAGUUUUGAAAAUCAAAGAAGAACCAUCUAAAAUACUAUCUGGAAAUAAGUUUCAAGACCGGUAUUUUGUUUUACGAGAUGGGUACCUCUUUCUUUACAAGGAUUUGAAGAGUAGUAAACAUGACAAAAUGUUUUCUCUCAGUUCAAUGAAGUUUUAUCUUGGAGUGAAAAAGAAAAUGAAGCCCCCAACAAGUUGGGGACUGACAGCAUAUUCUGAAAAACAUCACUGGCAUCUGUGUUGUGAUAGCUUACAAACUCAGAUGGAGUGGAUGGCCAGUGUUUUUAUUGCCCAGCAUGAAAAUGAUAUAUGGCCGCCAGCUGGAAAGGAACGAAAACGCUCUAUAACCAAAAAUCCCAAAAUUGGAGGUUUGCCUUUAAUUCCCAUCCAGCAGGAGAGAAAUACAACACUAUCCCGGAGAAAUCUUGAGAGUGCCAGAGCAGAACUGGAAAGGCUGAGGCUCAGUGCAAAGCCUGAUAAAGAGCCUGUGGACCCCAGCUUGAAGGAGAGAGCCUCCAUCGUGGCCCACUGCCUGGAGCACAAGGAAGAUAAACUUCGAAACCGAACCAGAAAGCAUCGUAGUUUCAACUGCCUGGAGGACACAGGGGCUGAGGUCCCUCAUGGCCAACAAAAAUUCUAUAAAGGCGUUAAGACAUUGAGAAAGACCGAGGACAGAAAGACUGAGGACAGAAAUAGUAAAGCUACUUUGGACUCUGAUAAUAAAUUACCGUCAAAAGUAAUUGAAGAACUUAAUGUGGUCCUACAACGGACAAGAACGCUUCCAAAAGAGUUUGAAGAUGAGCAGAUGUUGCAGAAAGAAAUAAAAUGAAUUUUCCCACAACUUAUUUUUAAAUAUUGUAUAUAGCGUUCGUGUGCAAACCGGAAACCAAACUAUAAGGUGAUUCUUGGUUUGUGAGAUUUCACUCUCUAUACUUAAACAUAUAGAGCAUUUUAAAUAUUAUGUAUAUAUGUGGUAAGUGUAAGAUUAACUUUAUUUCGGCCUGAACAAAGCUUGUAAAGUUUAACUGUUUAACCUUGUGUAAGAAGACAUUUGGUUACGUUGAGUAACCAACACUUUAAAAUAGUUCACUUAGUGGUAUAACUUAUGAGCAGAAAUCUCAAGUUGUAUAAAAUAUUGUGUAUAAAUGAGGCCAUACAAAACUAUAUGUAACACAUUUUGCACUUUGAGAAACCUUGUAUAUUAAGUUACAAUAUGUUUUUAGGUUUACAUAGGGUCCACCUUAGGGAAAAGAAAGGGAAGUUGAAAAAAGGGAGGAUUUAUUUUAGUGGCUGCCUAACAGACAACACUGGGGUUUUCAGAUGAGGUAAGGAGUUAAUAAAUGUCCUAAAAACCAAGGAGGUGAGUUAGGAUUCAUUCUAGUUCGCUGCUGACCAGAGCUUACUAAUAGGAAACUGCCUGUGAAGAAAAAAGUCCAGUGUUUAUUUCCCAAGAGUAAUCUUCAGCCAGCAGAAGUGGUUCAUGGCACUGGCCAUUCUUAUUUAUGGUGUUAGUGAACAAGCCACAGUAUAUAUUCACUACACUUUGGUUCCUGGGGGUGGCUGCUGAGAAGAAACUUACACUGCAUUGGAGAGCUUGUAUGGAAAGGACCUGGCACUGGUGCCCUUUGCACUGUUGCUGUACACAAGCAAAUUUUGAGAGUCCCUAACUAUUACUUCUGGUGUGAACUAAAUUCAUCGUCACAGGGUUUCAUUGUAGUUGAAUUUUUUGUUGUUGUUGUUGUUAUUUUGUAUGUUUAUUUGCUGUUAUUUCAAGUAAUGCUGAAAUGUCUUUCUCUGGAAUGUCAGAAUUAACUGAAAAAGCAUAACAUGUGGCCAUUUCGUUUUGGGGGAUGGUUGACUCACGCUGGAGCUUCUAGCUCACAUUUGGAGUCCCUGGGUGGUGCAAGUGGCUAAUGUGCUUGGCUGCCAGCUGAAAGAUUGGAGGUUCGAGUCUACCCAGAGGCUCUUGGAAAAAGGCCUGGUGAUGUACUUACAAAAAAAACAGCCAUUAAAAACCUUAUGGAGUACAGUUCUAGUCUGACACCCUUGGGGUUGCCAUGAGUCAAUUCAUUUGGACAGCAACUGAUGGUGGUGGUAGUAGUUCACAUUUAAUUUAGUCCUUUAAAAAAAAAAAAAAAGAUAAA